CGGGCUUGAAUGAGACACUUCCACAAACGGCUAGAUUAACCUUGCAGUGGAGUAUCACGUGGCGGUGUGUCAAAUGCUCCAGGAUGAAUUCCGAGACAGCUGAUUCGAACCAGAUAAGGACCUCUAGCGAAUACUUCCGGUGCUUCAUAAUGCACAAUGCGCAUUGAAAUGCCUCUUCUAUAAAGUUUCUAUAUGUCUUACCUACCAAUUACGGAGAUUUCGUCCGCACAGGCUCUCCUGAGAGCAGGGGAACCGUUUGUUCCAUUUUCCGAGUACACAGUCCGGGAUAUCGAGAGCUUGUCGGACGACCAGGCCUACGAGUGGCUGAAUCGCAAAUUGCAUGAAGGAAAACCCUUCGUGAUCCGCGGAUUUAAUACAACUAGCGAAUGGGAUAACUCGAUCUUGAAUAACGGAACCUUAGGCGCCUUGUCGGCCUCAAGAGCGAUACCGGUUAGGAAUUGCUCUACAGGGCGGGAUAUCAAGCUGCGACUGCAGGAGAUCUUGUACCAGGCAGACUACCCAACUCCGAGUAUUGGACGAGAUUUCCUCUACGCCAAGGAUCUACAAUGCCCCAAAGAUUGGAUUCGUGCAUUGGACUCUGUUUUGCCGCCGUCUCUAAGGCACUUGGGCACUCUUGAUCUGUUUCGAGUACUACCGAAAGAAAUUGCCCCAGAGGUUUUGAUGGCAUAUGUCGGUACUCAAAAUUCGUUCUCUGGCUUUCACCGAUGCUUCAGUGGGACAGCUGCGCUGAACCUCCUUAUCGAAUCCCAAGGAAGCGGGCAUGGGUCCAUAUGUUUUGGCACGGACAAACAUGCACAAACCCAGUAUGACGCUUUCAUGGAAGAGCUAGGGAAAUCACCUCAUACGGACUGGGCGAACGUCACAGUUACCCAGCUAAGUCGUGCGAAAUUUCCCAUUUAUGUCGCUGAUCAGUUUCCUGGGGACUUGGUCGUCUUUCCUCCUGCCACUGCUCACCAGGUUUGGAAUGUCAAUUCCCUGGUUACGAAAGUGGUGUGGAACAUAAUGCACAGUUCUUCGCUCACCUAUUUCUUUGACUAUAUCCAGCCUGUUUAUCAACAAUUGUGUCAUGCAGAUACAGGCCGGGUGCCUCUGGUUCUUCUGCAUGCACUGAAAAGCGGGUCUUGCCGGCCCGAAGACGAUGCUCUUCUUCUAAGUCUUUUUCAGCAGAUAAUCGAGGAUGAAGACGUCGAGAAUGAGACAAGUGUACGGUUGAAGCUUAUAGACACUCAAGGUGCGGUGGUCGAAUGCAACUUUUGCGGCCUGACGAUCUGGAAUCGUCAUUUGCAUUGCGAGCAGUGUGGAGAUUUUGACCUAUGUCUUAAGUGCUUCGUGUCUGGACGCAGCUGUAAACACUUCAGCAAUUUCAUCUGGGCUGAACUCCUUCCAAGGGACUACUGCAAAGAUGUCAUUAGCAGUGCGCGAAGCAAGUUAGGUGCACAGCAGACUUCAAGUCCCUCGCGUACUAAUCGAAAGUCUUUGGGAACAUUGGCCGCAGCAGCAGCCACUGCACGAAAGCAGUCUACGGAACGACUUUGCCAUCUAUGCCGUGAUAGUCACUCGGUAUGGAAAGGAAUGACAUGCUCACGAUGCGAUGCAUUCUUCUGUUUUCGCGGGCUCCACAGACACUUCGAUAUCGAUCUGAUUCCCUAUCUCAGAGAUGCAGAUUCUUGGACCUGCCCGAAGUGCUCACAGGUGUGCAACUGUCGGUGUUGCCACUUUUCACAGCCGUAUCGAAGUAAGGACAAGCCUGUGCGAGCCCGGGUGAAGCCAGUCGACCAGCGAGGGCGCAUUACUGGCUUCGUUGAUAAUGUAUUUGACCAGAGGAGAGGCAAAAGAGCGGCCCAGAACGCAUCCCCGCAGCCAUGCAAUGCUCUACAAAGUGGGAAACGACCGAGAACUCACUUCAAUGAGGAUACCAUUAGACCAGGACAGCAGAGUGAUGGUCCUCAUGCUUCCCUCGACAUUCGGACCUAUGACUCGGGGGAAAAUCAACAGACUAAGACCUUGACCCAAAUAAGGGACAAUCCAGCAGAGCAGACGGAGCUAGCCUCUGUGCGAGGCCAAGCCACAAAGGGUCAACUUCGUAUUAGUGACCUCGUGGAAGACCGGAAUCCAGCGCAACAGCUUCCGCGCGCAUUGCCUGCACACCAUUCCUCUAUAGCGUCUACCCCACCAGAAGACAACACAUACUCUUUCAGGGGCGAUAUCAGCAUCGCCGCUCUCGAGAAAAAGCUGGACUCGCUACGCCAGUAUGCAGAAGAGUUAUUGGACCUAUCGCUUGUUGAUUCGCAUGCGAAGCUCCUCGAAAAGGUCGCCGAGUUACAGAAACAGGUGGAAGAACAGAAGCGACGAAAGGCCGAGGUGCUUUUCAGCAACCUCCAUCGAGACUUUCCUGAUCUGGCUAAUAUCGCUCGAGAGGAGGCGCGACGACGAGGGUUCUAGAGACAACGCGCAGGUUCCGUGGUAGAUAUUGGGACGGACAUGGCGAAAGAGGCGAAAUGCACCAUAGACUGGCGUCGGAUUUGUCUCACUAACAGGUCUUUUGGCCCUUUAAAGUAAAAAUGCAGAG
This is a messenger RNA of Aspergillus japonicus CBS 114.51, 2590 nucleotides long. RefSeq lists its product as uncharacterized. The record is from RefSeq and is a predicted model, not a curated record. Gene Ontology annotation, molecular function: zinc ion binding. The coding region runs from base 193 to 2463 and encodes 756 amino acids. The transcript is spliced from 7 exons. Lineage: Eukaryota; Fungi; Ascomycota; Eurotiomycetes; Eurotiales; Aspergillaceae.